Molecule: messenger RNA, 783 nt
Organism: Rhodotorula toruloides NP11
Lineage: Eukaryota; Fungi; Basidiomycota; Microbotryomycetes; Sporidiobolales; Sporidiobolaceae
Product: electron transfer flavoprotein beta subunit
Exons: 5
Coding region: 1-783 (260 amino acids)
Cellular component (GO): cytosol
Molecular function (GO): electron transfer activity
Source: RefSeq, a predicted model, not a curated record
AUGCGCCCCACUCCUCCUUCCUGGCUCAAGCUCCUCGUGCCCGUCAAGCGCACCGUCGACUAUGCGGUCAAAAUCCGCGUAGGGCCGAAGGGCGUUGAGACGAAGGGUGUCAAGCACUCGAUGAACCCGUUUGACGAGAUUGCCGUCGAGGAGGCCGUCCGGUUGCGCGAGAAGGCAAAGGACGCCAUCGAGAAGAUCACGGUCGUGAGCAUCGGUCCUGCCAAGGCGUCCGAGGUCUUGCGUACCGCGCUCGCGAUGGGCGCCGACGACGCGAUUCACGUCGAGACGGCCGAGGACCAGGUCGUCGAGCCUCUCGCGGUCGCCAAGGCGCUCAAGGAGCUCGUCGGCACCGAGUCGCCCGACCUCGUCAUCAUGGGCAAGCAGGCUAUCGACGAUGACUCGAGCCAGGUCGGUGGAAUGCUCGCGGGCAUGCUUGGAUGGCCGCAGGCCAACUUUGCGAGCAAGGUCGACCUCGACGCGGCUGGGAAGCAGGUCACCGUCUCGCGCGAGAUUGAUGGAGGUCUCGAGACGCUCAAGAUGCAGCUCCCGGCGAUCGUCACGACCGACUUGCGCCUGAACCAGCCUCGCUACGCCAGCUUGCCCAACAUCAUGAAGGCCAAGAAGAAGCCCAUGAAGAAGCUCAAGCCCGAAGACGUCAAGGCCGACUUCACCCCUCGUCUCGAGACCGUCGACGUCAAGGCUCCUCCUCCACGACAGGGCGGCGCCAAGGUCGAGUCGGUUGACGAGGUCGUCGCCAAGCUCAAGGAGGCUGGCGUGCUCUAG